This is a messenger RNA of Leptopilina boulardi, 2086 nucleotides long. RefSeq lists its product as uncharacterized. The record is from RefSeq and is a predicted model, not a curated record. The coding region runs from base 35 to 1888 and encodes 617 amino acids. Lineage: Eukaryota; Metazoa; Arthropoda; Insecta; Hymenoptera; Figitidae. Gene Ontology annotation, cellular component: membrane. The transcript is spliced from 11 exons. Gene Ontology annotation, molecular function: glutamate-gated receptor activity.
AAUGAAUUGAUUAAAAAAAAAAAAAAAACUGGAAAUGAUUAUUCCAUUGCUUUUACAAUUUUUCAUCUUAUCGAUAACGGCAGAUCACAAGAAUUUUUUUAUUAAAACAUACAAGAAACCUUGGAUAUCAUUUGAUAAUUAUGAAAAAAUUAUAAAAUUGUCAUUUCCCUAUGCUCAUUGUUGUAAUAUUUUUGUAGAUGGAACAUCAUAUGGAAUUAAUGAAUUAUUUAAUAAUUUUAUUGAAAUUUACCCCUAUGGUUAUCUCGUGAAGAGAAGAAUUUAUGAUUGUGAUGGAUAUUUUUUAUUAGCAUCAGAAGAGUCGCGAAUUAUUUAUGCGUUGCAAAGGGUACCAUCACAAAUAUCGACAACGGAAAUACUUAUUAUUUUGGACAAUGGCUUAAAAGAUAAUUCGAAAAUAUUCAACAUUUCAUUAUAUCAAAAUUCAAAUGUUAAUUUAGUUUCUCAUUCGGGUUCUUGGACAUUGUCGGAAAAUUUUCUUGAGCCUCGAAAAUUUCGUAAAAUUAAAAAAUACGAUGAAAUGGUACAUAAAAAAGGAGUUGUAAAUUUAGAGGGACGACUACUUCAAGCAGCAGCUUUUUAUAAUCCUCCUCUUUGUUAUUUAAAUACAUCAAUCAAUGAGACAAUAAACGGCGUUGAAGCUGAAAUUUUUUUAGCUGAGAAUGAUUUUGAAGUGGAUGGCGUGGAAAUGCGAAUAUUCGAGCUUAUUGCAAAAAGAUUAAAUUUUCGCUGGUCCAUUAGAAAACCUUCAGGUGGUUAUAGAUAUGGACGAAAAAUAAAUGACACAGCAUGGAAGGGUGGUAUGAUAGGGCAAAUAUUUCGAAAAGAGAUCGAUAUUGCAUUUAGUGGAAUAUGGCUAAAAUAUGAUCAUUAUUCAUUUUCAAAUUUAUCCGAGCCAUGGUACGAACUUGCGGUUGAUUUUCUGGUUCCACGACCAAAACCCUAUAGCAGAUUCUGGGCAAUUAUUCGUCCAUUCACGGCUGAAGUUUGGACACUAAUAAUUAUAAUCGUUAUAAUUCAAACUGGAAGUACAAUCAUUAAAGCUCAAAUAAAUUCGAACAUUCCACAACAUUACCGAAAUGUUGUUGUAACAAUAACAGAAGUAAUGGGAAAUUUAGUAGGCACGGGAAUAUCAGAAACAAUUCCCGAAUUAAGAUUACAAAUGUUUAUUUGUCAAAUUGCAGGAUUUUUUCUUGUCACAGCUUAUAGUACGAUUCUUGCUGCCAGUUUAUCGAAUCCCGAAUAUGAAAAAAGAAUUGACACUGCUGAACAAUUUGUUGAGGCUAAUCUCACAUGGGGAAGAGAAGGACCAAUACCAAUUUUUAGCGAUUAUUUUGAUUUAAACGAUAAAUAUUUUUCACAAUUUCCAAAUAGAUUUGAUCAUGAAGAAGGAAGUGCUGUUAGGCAUAAAAAAAUUCUUCAAGGUAAUUAUGCAAUUGUUGGAAGAUUUGUGGGAUCGCUUUUCUUUCCUGAGAAUAAUGUCACAAAUGCCGAUUUAAAGAAUUACAGGCUAAUGAAGGAAAGUGCAGGAAGAUUUUAUUCUUCUUUUGCCGUUCAACCAUGGCUUCUAGAACCAGUUAAUAUGGUCAUGCUAUGGUUAAGAGAAGGUGGCAUCACUCUUUAUCAUUUAAAAGAUGUAAUUCGUCGACGAGCAGCUCAUAGUCUUCACGAAGUUUUAAUAGAAUACGAUUAUGUUGAUGAAGGGGUGGCUAUCAUUUUAAAUCUGACACCCCUUGGAGGAGCAUUUUCACUUUUAAUUGUCGGCUUUUUGCUGUCAACUUUCGUUUUUUACUUGGAAUUACGUUCAGUACGCGGAUCAAGAUCAAUUUUCACUGUUCUAAGAGAUAUCAAUGAAAAAAGAUCUCGUUAAAAGAAGAAAUUUAAAAAAAAAAAAUAAAAAUUUUUUUUAUUGAAUUUCAAUAAAAUUGACUUUGAAAAUUUGCAACUACGAUGUUUCGUUAUUAACUUAAACUUUAUAAUUAUUAAGACGAAAAAACAAAUAGUAAAUUAAAUCAUAAUUAUCAUUUUAAAUUUCAUAAAUUCUAUAAUUAAUUAAUUAAAUAUUAAU